Clarias gariepinus (North African catfish) is the source of this 2641-nucleotide messenger RNA. It is a transcript of the gene hoxd9a, whose product is annotated as homeobox D9a. Gene Ontology annotation, cellular component: nucleus. The transcript has 2 exons. The coding region runs from base 672 to 1472 and encodes 266 amino acids. Lineage: Eukaryota; Metazoa; Chordata; Actinopteri; Siluriformes; Clariidae. The record is from RefSeq and is a predicted model, not a curated record. Gene Ontology annotation, molecular function: RNA polymerase II cis-regulatory region sequence-specific DNA binding; DNA-binding transcription factor activity, RNA polymerase II-specific. Gene Ontology annotation, biological process: embryonic skeletal system morphogenesis; anterior/posterior pattern specification; regulation of transcription by RNA polymerase II.
UAAACACAUUAUGACUUUCUUCUUAAUAAAUAUAAUCGACAUAUACAGAUACUAGGUUCUGUGUGGAACGGUUUUUAGAAAUAUAAGUUUUUAACUUAAAAGAAACAUAGUAAGUAAAAUAUGAGAAUCUGGCAGGAAACGUCCGAUGUUGUUUUACAGCAUGUUAUUGCAUUUAUUUUACGAGGGCUUAAAACUCAGUACACUAUUAAAUAACCUGCUUUACAAGACUGGAGUACAGGAUAUAUCUCAUGACGAGAUCUUGUAAGAUUUUACACUCAGCUGGUGUAAUUUGGCAUGCAGGCAUAAACGCUGGGAAGAGAUCGUGAAUUUAAUGUGCUUUUUCAUCUGGCUAGGUUAAAAAAAUAGUCCGGGGCCUCCUCCAUUUUAGCAAUGCAUCAAAGCAAUAAAGAUAUUGUACAACAAAAUGCACAACUUUAUCAAUUAUGAGGGAAAUCUACAUGUAGGCUAUAGGUCUUUUUUAUGUUUAUUCAAAGGACAAAAUUAACCAUACCGUUAUCAGCGGAUUGAUUUACUCUCUGUAUUGGUAAAUAUGAUCACGUGAUUCAUGUAACCAAUCACUGAAGAUGAAGCCAGCAAAAAUACUAUGAUUGUUCGGAGGCAAGGUUUCCGUAACAGUGUAACCUUUUAUAUGACUACGAGGGGAUCCAAAAAUGUCGACCGGUUCAACUCUGAGCAACUAUUAUGUGGACUCUAUAAUGGGACACGAGACAGAAGAUGUGUACGGAGCGCGUUAUGUCCAGAGUUCGCACUCGGCGGCUGCUAGGCCGUCAGGUGUAGGGGAAAAUGCGGAUUUUUCCUCCUGUAGCUUUGCUCCCAAGUCAGCCGUUUUCCCCACGUCCUGGUCCUCGGUUCAUCCUCCGUCCACAGGUACGGUGUCCGGAAUUUACCAUCCGUAUGUGCACCAGUCCCACAUUGCAUGUGCAGAUAACAGAUACGUGCGUUCAUGGGUAGAUCCGAUCUCGAACCACAUCUCCUUUUCCGGCUUCCAUUCGAGCAGUCGUCAGUGCGGGGCAAAGGCGGAAACUAUACCGCCUAAAAGGACCGAAAGCUCGUCGUUCGGCCCUGACACUCCGGCGGCCCCAGACUACAGCUGUGGCGCCCUGGCAGAAUGUGUACAGAAAGCCAGCAAAGAUACCGCUGACAACGAUAAUUCCAACCAAAACGAGUCAAAAGACGAAAAACAUCAUCAACAACAACUUGACCCAAGCAACCCAGCAGCAAACUGGAUUCAUGCACGUUCAACGAGGAAGAAACGCUGUCCAUAUACAAAAUACCAAACACUGGAACUGGAAAAGGAAUUUCUUUAUAACAUGUAUUUGACGAGAGAUCGCCGUUACGAAGUUGCACGGAUUCUGAAUUUGACCGAGAGGCAGGUGAAGAUCUGGUUCCAGAACAGAAGAAUGAAAAUGAAGAAGAUAAACAGAGAAAGGGGUAGUCAGGAGCCUCAGUGAACAUUACUGAGUCGCAAAGUGUCCUCUAUGUAUAUGAGUAAUAUGUUACGUUUAGAUCGAGGUUGUUGGAGCCUCAUGUUGGAGCCUCAUUGGUUUAUUUUGUUUAUGUUGUUAUGCUUUGUGGUCAAAUUAUUUUAUAGACAAAAACACACGCUUACAUUCUGAUUGUUUUGAAUUGAAUAUAUAGAGUCUUAAAAUAAUUAGGAUUUGUUCAUUACUGAAGCAAAUUACUGAACAAUUACAAAGUUGCAAAAAAAAUUAUUGAACAAAUGUUAAAACAGUUGUGCCCGCUGGUAAUAUGCAAACACUAUGUUCAAUUAAAUUUUAAUUGUGUUUAUUCGUGUACACUUAACUGAAUCUUAAUAGUGUACAGCACAUUGACUGAGGAAUAGUAUUCAUGGAGCAGGUAAAGCCCACGCUACUCUCCCUAUUACAAAUAUAAUUAACAUGCAGUAUUCGUUAUGCAGCAAUGUUUGGGUCUAAAUCUAAAUAUGAAGAAAAUUUUAGAGACUUUACACUUUCUUUCAGGAUUCAUUUUGUAUAAAAAAUGUUAAGCAUUAGGUUGAGAUUCUGAAUGUAUUCCUUGUUCUAGUGUCUAAAAUGCAUAAAUAUUUGUCAAUAUAAUGACAUUUUAAAAGUCUAAAUUAAAAAAAUAUUUAAUAAAAAUGGUCUACAUUUAAGGGCCCAUGCAUAGGGUAUCAUAUAGAGUCUGAUUAACAAAUUCUGGGUUCAAGGAUCGCUUUUCGUGGCUCCGUGGAGUGGUGUCCGAGAUUCUAAAAUUUAAGUCCUCGUAAUUUUUACCUGUGUUGGCACGUGAAGGCUGUGGUGCACCAAUAAAAGAUGUUUCAUUAAAGGCAUAGCAUCAGAUUUGUUAAAGCGAGUUCCUCGUCAGUGGGAGAAACAACUCCAUGUGUUUGUGUACAAAGAACAAUUAUGUGGAAUAUGAUUUGUAAAAAACUAAAUUACAAUUUGCAAAACAAGGUAAAUUUCCCCUAUGUAUGGAGACUUUGUAUGGACACCCUGUAUAUUAGCAAUGUGGAACAGCGUGAAAACCUAAAGUUUUUUUUUUUUUUUUACAUUUUACUUAGGUUGAGAAAAUUUGCCACAAGAAAUAAACACGGUGCUUGGACAGCACACUUUCCAUGUUGCUCUUGUGCUUAAAAGUUCAG